AUGGCCUCUCUGACUGAAGCUAUCACGACCGCUCGUGAAGAGUCGUCCAACUUCACUAAUGGUAUUGUCUCUGGAACCGAUGCUCCGCCAUCAAAGCCCAAACGCAGUAAAUACCGUCAUGUAGCUGCGUAUCACUCAAAGCUACAACAUUCCAGCCUCAGUCGAGACGCAGAGACGACGCCCAGCUUUUUGGGUUUCAGAAACCUAAUGGUGCUGGUCCUCGUGGCGAUGAACUUGCGAUUGAUUAUUGAGAACUUCAUGAAAUAUGGAGUUCUUAUCUGCAUUAAAUGCCAUGACUAUCGCAAACAAGAUCUCAUCCUCGGGUCUAUACUGUACGCAUCAGUACCAUGCCACCUGCUCGUGGCAUACAUAAUCGAGCUAUCAGCCGCUACGGCGGCGAAAGAGACAGUGGGUCGCCAGAAGAAGACAGAGAAAGAGAAAGAACACGAUCAAAAAGUGUUCCAGUCAACCUGGCCAUACACGGCUUUCCUGCACACGCUGAAUGCCACGCUGUGUCUCGCAGUGACCAGCUUCGUGGUGUACUUUUACAUUCACCACCCGGGCAUUGGCACACUCUGCCAGCUACAUGCGAUCAUCGUGUGGCUAAAGAAUUGCUCUUAUGCCUUCACAAACCGAGACCUCCGUCUCGCGCUGCUCAAUCCCGCUGCAGACCCUGGUUUACCCGAUAUCUAUUCCUCAUGUCCAUACCCGAGGAACAUCACUAUCAAGAACCUAGCAUACUUCUGGCUUGCCCCGACACUCGUCUAUCAGCCAGUCUACCCGCGCACUCCAUCGAUCAGGUGGUCCUUCGUCGCAAAACGCCUGGCGGAAUUCGUCGGUCUGGCCAUGUUCAUCUGGCUUCUCUCCGCGCAGUACGCCGCGCCUGUCCUACGCAACUCAAUUGACAAGAUUGCUGUAAUGGACAUUGCCUCGAUCCUGGAACGAGUGAUGAAACUAUCUACCAUCUCCCUAAUCAUUUGGCUUGCCGGAUUCUUUGCAUUAUUCCAAGCUCUUCUCAACGCCCUGGCUGAAGUCAUGCAAUUCGGAGACCGUGAGUUCUACACCGACUGGUGGAACAGCUCUAGUCUGGGUGUAUAUUGGCGCUCGUGGAAUCGGCCUGUCUAUCUAUUCAUGAAGAGACAUGUUUUCUCGCCGUUGGUUGGUCGUGGUUGGAGUCCUUUGGCGGCGAGUGGGAUGGUUUUCACAUUGUCUGCUGUUCUGCAUGAAAUGCUUGUCGGCAUUCCCACGCAUAAUUUCAUUGGUGUUGCAUUCUUUGGAAUGAUGUUCCAGCUGCCAUUAAUCGCCCUUACUGCGCCAUUGGAGAAGGUGAAGGGGCCUCAAGGCAAGGUUAUUGGAAAUUGUAUCUUCUGGGUUAGUUUCUGCCUUGUUGGUCAGCCACUUGGGGCGCUGUUGUACUUCUUCGCCUGGCAAGCCAAGUACGGGAGUGUGAGCCGCAUGCGCCCUGACAUGCCCACAGUAGUUUGA
Penicillium canescens is the source of this 1485-nucleotide messenger RNA. Its product is annotated as putative diacylglycerol O-acyltransferase (DgaT). Lineage: Eukaryota; Fungi; Ascomycota; Eurotiomycetes; Eurotiales; Aspergillaceae. The record is from RefSeq and is a predicted model, not a curated record. Gene Ontology annotation, cellular component: endoplasmic reticulum membrane. Gene Ontology annotation, molecular function: diacylglycerol O-acyltransferase activity. The transcript is spliced from 4 exons. Gene Ontology annotation, biological process: triglyceride biosynthetic process. Bases 1 to 1485 code for a protein of 494 amino acids.